GAGUGGCUGUAGCGGGGCCGAGGGCGGCGCGGGCGUUUCUCAGACGGUGCUGGUGCAUCUCUAGUUCCUUCCCGGAGCCUGGCCAUGGGCGUGAGAGGCUUGCAGGGGUUUGUGGGCAGCAGCUGCCCGCACGUGUGCGCGGCGGUGGACCUGCGAGAGCUGGCCGAGCGGCACCGCAGCGAGCGCCCGGGCUGCGCCCCCACCGUGGUGGUCGACGCCAUGUGCUGCCUCAGGUACUGGUACACGCCCGAGUCCUGGGUCUGCGGCGGCCAGUGGAAGGAGUACUUCUGUGUCUUGCGGGACUUUGUGGGGACGUUCGCCGCCGCAGGCAUCAAGCUGGUGUUCUUCUUCGACGGCACGGUGGAGCAGGACAAGCGCGAGGAGUGGGUGCGACGGAGGCUGAAGAACAGCAGGGAGAUAGCCAGGGUCUUCCAGUACGUCAAGGCGCACGGGCAGCAGCCCAGCAGGAGCAUGUUCCUCAUCCCCUCGGGGCUGGCCCUGUUCACGCGGUUCGCCCUGAAGGCCCUGGGCCAGGACACGCGGUGCACCCUGCAGGAGGCCGACCGCGAGGUGGCCGCCUACGGCCUCCGGAACGCCUGCCUGGGGGUCCUCGGGGAGGACACCGACUACCUGGUCUACGACACCUGCCCCUACUUCUCCAUCAGCGAGCUCUGCCUGGACAGCCUCACGACCGUCAUGCUCUGCAGGCAGCGGCUCUGUGCGAGUCUGGGCCUCGGCCUGCCGGACCUCCCCCUCCUGGCCUGCCUGCUGGGCAAUGACAUAGUCCCCCAGGGCAUGUUCGAGGCCUUCCGGUACAGGUGCUUGUCCGCCCACGCCGCCGGGAGCGAGGGCUGCGACCGGAGAGGCGGCGUCGUGCUGGCUGUGGCGGACCACAUCGCCAAGGUCCUGCGCUCGCACCGAGGGGAGAAGAAGCUGGAAGAGAUGCUGCCUCUGGGACCAAACAAAGCCCUCUUUUACAAAGCAAUGGCAUCGUACCUUUUGCCAGGACAGAAAUCUCCAUGGAUUUCCCAAAAACCCAAAGCUGUAACAACUUUGGACAAGCAAGAAGUUCCUGGGAGUUCAGACCCUGAAUGCAAGCAAGAAGUUCCCGUGAGUUCAGACACUGAGUCCAAGCAAGACAUUCCCAUGAAUAUAGAGCCUGAAACCAAGCAGCCAGUAACCAUGGUUUCAGACCCUGAAAUCUUACAGGUCGCGAGAGCCCAUCACGUCCAGGCGGACAGCUACCUGGUGUACAACGUCAUGACCAGCGGGGAGGUUGAGUGCAGCAACACCCUGGAGGACGCGCUGGACCAGGCCCUGCCCAGCCAGGCCUUUGUCUACCGCCCGGUGCGGCAGCGCGUCUACUCCCUCCUGCUGGCAGACGGCCGAGGUGGCCCUGGCAGCUGCCCCCCCGUCCGCGAGUGGUUCGUGUACGCUGGGAACCCGCUGCGGCACCCGGACCUCGUCAGGCCUCUGCCGAUGACCGUCCCAGGGGGGACGCCCAGUCUGAAGCAGCUGUGGCUGAGCCGGGAGCCCGGAGCCCAAGCGCGGCGUGUGGACACGCUCUUCGCCUGCCUCGACCUCUCCUCCUGCAGGGAAGAGCUGCAAGCCCUGGAGAGCCCCUUCCGGGCGCUGUGCUGCCUCCUCGUCUACCUGUUCGUGCAGGUGGACACGCUGGGCCUCGAGGACCUGCAUGCCUUCAUCGCACAGGCCCUGUGCCUCCAGGGGAAGUCGGCGGGGCAGCUCGCGGGCCUGCAGCUCGAUCACAUUGACCCCCGAGCCGUGCAGCUGGGCUCCCUGCUGGUCCGCGGCCUGACCACGCUGGUGCUGGUCAACAGCGCGUGCGGCUUCCCCUGGGAGGCCAGCGAGCUCGUGCCCUGGGCCGUGUUUGACGGGAAGCUGUUCCACGAGAAGUACCUGCAGUCUGAGAAGGGGUGCCCCGCGGAGGCGCUCGUGGAGCAGAACAGGUCUCGGCUCACCCAGUUCCACCAUCUGAAAUCUGUCGUGUGCAAGGCCUGCCUGACGGAGGACCGGCGCAUCGUCAGCCGGCAGCUCUGGCGGCCGCACCCCACAGGGAGAUGGGGAAGACAGGGGCCCGGCUCCCGCAGGACCAGCUCUGGGCACAGCCGAUCCGGCCAAGGACAGCACUGGGGAGACCAGGGCCCAGGAAACAGGCAGCAGGAGCCUGACCCCUGGAGAAGACACGCACCAUCUUCCGGGUGGUCCAACUGACGCCUCUGCCGGACCCGACCUGCUUGCGGCUGCAGAGAGAAUAUUCUUUUAAUCUUGGGUG
This is a messenger RNA of Pteronotus mesoamericanus, 2293 nucleotides long. RefSeq names its product family with sequence similarity 120 member B (gene FAM120B). NCBI's taxonomy places the organism in Eukaryota, Metazoa, Chordata, Mammalia, Chiroptera, Mormoopidae. Bases 85 to 2232 code for a protein of 715 amino acids. The transcript has 11 exons. Gene Ontology annotation, biological process: fat cell differentiation; peroxisome proliferator activated receptor signaling pathway. The record is from RefSeq and is a predicted model, not a curated record. Gene Ontology annotation, cellular component: nucleus.